AUCGCAAUGGCGGUGUGGCUGGUCCUAUGUCCGUGGGCUGGUCGCUUUGUGAUAGCGGCAAGAUAAGUAUGCGUUUUACGGACACAGUUGUCAAGGUACCGAGCUGAAGGGGACGAGAAAUUAAAAAAAGUUUCAGUCAUGUUCCAGUAUUGGUUAUUUCUCGUUAUUUUAGAGCUGUCUUUAGAUGCUGCCCUCAGCGUUUCACAGGCGGAAAUUGACAGGCAUUUAGAACUAGGAAGAGAAUUUUUAGCCAGAGGUCAAUUACAGGAUGCACUGUCCCACUACCAUGCAGCUGUUGAGGGUGACCCAAACAAUUACCUGACCUAUUACAAAAGAGGAACGGUGUAUUUAGCUCUAGGCAAGGCUAAGUUUGCCCUACUAGAUUUGGACAAGGUUUUGGAACUGAAACCAGACUUUCAUGCAGCCAGAUUACAGCGUGGCAGUGUAUUAUUAAAACAAGCAGAUCUAGACCAAGCUGAAAUUGACUUUCACAAUGUGCUGGCUUUUGACCCAUCCAAUGAAGACGCUUUGAACGCCUUGUAUAGAAUAGCCCCAGUCAGGGAGGAUAUAGAAAUGGCUGAAAUGUUGAUGCAGAGAGGCGAAUAUGCAUCUGUUGUACAUUUGAUAAAUCGAAUAGUGGAAGUAUGUCCUUGGGCACCUCAUCUCAGGGAAUGGAGAGCUGAGAGUCAUGCAGCAUUGGGGGACCAUAUGAGUGCUAUAUCUGACAUACGCUCAACCACAAAACUUCUUGCUGAUAAUACUCAGGGAUAUUACAAGCUCUCUUCGCUGCUGUAUCGCUUAGGUCAAGUGGAAGAGUCUCUCAAAGAAAUUCGAGAGUGUUUGAGGUUAGACCCUGAGCACAAAGAAUGCUUUCCGCAUUACAAGAAAGUUAAGAAGAUUGCUAAGUUCUUAGCAGAUGCUGAUGCAUCAGCCGAAUCAAAAGACUACGAUGGUUGUGUAGAGGCUAGUAAUCGUGUACUUAAAAACGAGCCAAACAAUCAAAACGUUCGUUUUUUGGCUACACAACUACUUUGUCGUUGUUAUCUUGGAAAUGGAGAUUCAUCUCAUGCUAUUGCAAGUUGUGGCGAUGCCCUCAAUAUUCAGCGUGAUCCAAGUUUAUUCUGCUAUAGAGCAGACGCCUAUAUUGCUGCUGAACAGUAUGAUGACGCGAUACGAGACUUCAAAGAAGCUCUAGAGAUCGAUGCGAAUUUCCAAAGAGCAAAGGACGGUCUUCAGAAAGCGCAGAGACUUCAAAAACAGUCUGAAUCUAGAGACUACUACAAGAUACUUUCAGUUCCCAGAACUGCUUCUAAAAAAGAAAUAGUGAAAGCCUAUCGAAAAGCAGCACAAAAAUGGCAUCCUGACAAUUUUCAAGAAGGUGAAGAGAAGAAACGCGCUGAAAAGAAGUUCAUAGAUAUCGCCGCUGCCAAGGAAGUAUUGACCGACCCCCAAAAACGUGCGAAAUUUGAUCAGGGAGAAGAUCCAUUGGAUCCAGAAUCCGGGAAACAUCAAGGAUUCAAUCCGUUCCAAGAAUUCCACCACUUCCAUGGUUCACCCUUCCAAUUUAAGUUCCACUUCAACUAGGGACUAAAUUGAAGUUGCUGGUUUUGUAAAACAUCUUCUAAUCCCUAUGAUAAUCGAACACAUCGUACCUUUGCUACUAGAAAAAGUAAAGUGCUUCUCAAAUACCCGGCUUAUUUUGAUUGCCGAUUGGAUAGCCACGAGUUAAGUGGGAUCGCAGAGGUCUAUUCUAAUGUCAAAAUGGUGGGUUCAAACUUUAAAGAGUACUGGAUACCAAAGAUUUUCUAAAAUAGUUUUUGAUUUUCACGUAGAGUUUUUCCCUCGUCCGUUUUAAACAAUCAAAAAUUUAUAUCAACCAUAUCAAACACAGCUUUGAACGUUAUUACUGAACUAUUUUAAAUUUUGCUACAAUAUUAAGGAUUUAUUAUAUGUAUACAAGGGCUCGUGAGCUCGUUGCCAUGCGGAGUGGUCCAAAUAAUGCCAAUCAUGUUUUGUUUCUCUGUGGUUCUAGAUUUUUGUUUUUUUGGGUACCCUGUAAUCUAUGUCUUAAUUACUUUAGCUCUCCAAGAUUAUUCGAGAACGUCGAAUCGCCAACUAUUUUCACAAAGUAAAUAUUUUUACCAGAUAUUCUUAUGUCCACAAUAAUCUUCUUGCAUAUCAUGAGCUCAUCACCUCACUCCGUGGCAUAAUAUUAUAUCAGUUGUGGUCCUCAGGGCCUAAUGUUAUCAUCUGUUACUUUGGGUGAAAUAACAAACGGUACAGACAUUCUACUUCGACCAAUAUCAAUCUUCUUUUUCACAACUCAGUAAAAAUGAGAUGGUAUUCAAAAAGUUUGAUCUGACAAUCGAUAGAUACGACCAUUGGAAAGAACUUCCUAACCCUCGUCGAGGUAUCCAUUACUCUUUACCCAGACUUUGUGCUUGACGAUUCUAAGUGAAUGAUAAAAUUAUAAGCUUGAAGUUGAAUCAAGAUUAGUUAUCGUAGUACCUGUUGCCAGAAAAGUAGAUAAACAAUUUUGACUUCUAUACUUCAAAUAAUACAAAUAUCACAUUUCGACCUCCCACCAAAAAAUAGUGUGGCUGCUAUCAUUUUCGCGAAUAAUUUUUUGUUUUAUACAAUUUUAUAGGAAAAUAUAAAAAAAAGAAUUGCACAAGAAGUAAAACUGAAUCACCUGCCACAGGUGUUUAGAGAGAACAAAAAGAAUCUUCAAACGUCUAGUGUUCAUAUUGGUGCAAUUUUCGAAAAUCUACAUUAUACUAAUGAAAGUCAUGUCUAGGGUGUCUAGAGUGCUGGACUUUGUGGGUCCAAAAGACGUUGAUAGUUUAAAUAUAAAAUUCCAAUUACUCUUUCUUUGCCCUUGCAAGUCUCCACACAGCGCGCCGAUCUUAUUUAAAAAUAUCAAAAUAGAAUAUCAUCGAUACACAGUGGCCCUGUCUUUGGAUAGAAUGGUCUUUUUUUAUUUAUUUUUUCAUCUUUUCCCAAUCCAUCACAAUAUGAAUCAUACAAAUGUAAGAGGUCGAGAGAUGGGAUGGGUGCCAUUCGUGUUUUUAUAAUUUUUUUUUUUUCAUCAUUUCCAAUUCUCUUCAUUUUGUGGCGAGAAUAAUAGGAUAUAUGUAUAUAUUAUACAUACGUCCCCGUAUUUAGAUAAUUUACUCGAAGCUUCAUGAGUUAUAUAUACACAUAGAUAUACAUAAUACAUAAAUCGCCCCUCACCCGGAGAAAUUGGCAUACGAAUGUACGUACGUGUGUGUUACAGUAUAUUGUUACAAUGGUUGAAUCAGUUUAAUAUUUCCCCUGUCUAAUUUGCAUGGUCUACUUCGACGGCAGGCAGUAUUACUUCGAUUCUGUCAGCUCGUCAGUUUGCCGUUGUGAUACUGGUUUGAUAUAAAACAUCACGGAUUGUAACAAUAUGUUUGCGUGCGAGUGAGUAUAUCAGAAUUUCUUGUACAUAUUAAUAAUGUAUCAAUUAUAAGUUUGUUUGAAUAUAUGAUUGAAUAAUUUAUAUUACUA
This is a messenger RNA of Athalia rosae (coleseed sawfly), 3531 nucleotides long. RefSeq names its product dnaJ homolog subfamily C member 3 (gene P58IPK). The record is from RefSeq and is a predicted model, not a curated record. NCBI's taxonomy places the organism in Eukaryota, Metazoa, Arthropoda, Insecta, Hymenoptera, Athaliidae. Bases 139 to 1584 code for a protein of 481 amino acids. The transcript is spliced from 6 exons. Gene Ontology annotation, cellular component: endoplasmic reticulum. Gene Ontology annotation, molecular function: misfolded protein binding; protein-folding chaperone binding. Gene Ontology annotation, biological process: protein folding in endoplasmic reticulum.